AUGUUAGACACAGCGGUCUUUUUGUAUCGAAUAAAAAGUGAGGUUAUGUUUGAUUUUGUGAUUUCGUAAUUUAAACUCGGAAAAAGAAAUAUACACAGCAUGACAACUAUGCGACCGUUGCUUUUUACCAUUUUCACGAAAACAAAGCCUUUUCAGUGUUUACGAAAAACCAGCCUCCACCAAAUUCGAAACUCCAGUUACGAAUCGAGUAAAUUUUUAGUAGACGUAGAAGUCAGUACGAAAUAUGAAGCUACCAAAAUUCCUGAAGAAUGGAAGUACGUGGAACGCAUACUUCCCCCUACGCUAGUCCCGGAACCUCAACCGUUGCCCGAAUAUCAGUCAGGUUGGAAGCCACAAGGCGACCACAAGGACAGUCCGUAUUUUGUGGAAAGGUCGCGCAAUCACAUGAUGCCCGUGUAUCUCGACGUCCGACAAAGAGGAGUCAAGAGACACACUAUUAUUAAAAAAAUUCAAGGGGACAUCUGGCUCUUCGAAAAAGACUUGCGCACCUUCUUGGAAGACUUGAUCAAACCCAAGCCACUGCGCCUGCAAGUCAACGAAUUCGCGCGAAAAAUCUGCAUAAACGGCGACCACGUCAACGCUAUAAAGUACUGGUUAGGCGAAAAGAAUUUUUAGGAGUUAUGUAAUGUAUUUAUCAUAAUUACAUCUUAAUACAUCUAUAA
Zophobas morio is the source of this 683-nucleotide messenger RNA. It is a transcript of the gene mRpL49, whose product is annotated as large ribosomal subunit protein mL49. Bases 100 to 636 code for a protein of 178 amino acids. The transcript has 2 exons. Gene Ontology annotation, biological process: translation. Gene Ontology annotation, molecular function: structural constituent of ribosome. The record is from RefSeq and is a predicted model, not a curated record. NCBI's taxonomy places the organism in Eukaryota, Metazoa, Arthropoda, Insecta, Coleoptera, Tenebrionidae. Gene Ontology annotation, cellular component: ribosome; mitochondrial large ribosomal subunit.